Messenger RNA from Papaver somniferum (opium poppy), 632 nucleotides. Its product is annotated as S-norcoclaurine synthase-like. The coding region runs from base 78 to 632 and encodes 184 amino acids. Gene Ontology annotation, biological process: abscisic acid-activated signaling pathway; defense response. Gene Ontology annotation, cellular component: nucleus; cytoplasm. Lineage: Eukaryota; Viridiplantae; Streptophyta; Magnoliopsida; Ranunculales; Papaveraceae. The record is from RefSeq and is a predicted model, not a curated record. The transcript has 2 exons. Gene Ontology annotation, molecular function: protein phosphatase inhibitor activity; abscisic acid binding; signaling receptor activity.
UAACCCAUUUCAAGCUUAAGGUAACCCAUCGUUUAUAUAUAGUGGAGCAGCUGGAGCUUAUAAAGAGAAAAAAGAAAAUGAAAUAUCAAGUUGGUUUAUCAAUCUUUUUGUUGUUUUUAAUUAGGACAGGAAAAUCAUCGAAAUAUACCCUUGUUAAUGACUUCAAUGUAGCAGCCUCAGCCGAUGAAGUAUGGGCAGUUUACAGCUCUCACAACCUCACUAAACUCAUUGUGAAAUUAUUACCCGGUAUGUUCAAAAGAAUAGAUGUACUUAAAGGCGAUGGUGGCGUUGGUACCAUUCUCCGCCUUGUUUAUCCUCCUGGAUCGGUGCCGCUGACAUACAAGGAGAAAUUCGUGACAAUCGAUAACCGCAGGCGUUUGAAGGAGGUACUACAAAUCGAAGGAGGGUACCUGGAAAUGGGUGUAACCUUCUACAUGGACAGUUUCCAAGUCAUAAAAAGAGGUCGUGAUUCAUGCAUCGUCAGAUCCAUAACUAAGUAUGAAAUUAGAGAUAACCUUGCUGUUAAAGUUUCUCCUCUCAUCAGUGUCGAUUCUCUUGUCACCAUGGCUAGAGCUAUCUCAAAAUAUGUGCUAGAGAACAAGAAAAAAGCUAAUUCAACAAUAUUUCCUUGA